AUGACCGACAACACCACCGAGAUCCAAGGCUUCGCCUCCCGCCGCAACAACACCUGCCUCACCGACGAGGUUAGCUGCGGCCGCACCUGGGACACCUGGUACGCCUGCUGCCCGUCGGGCUCCUACUGCCCCGGCAGCAAGGUCAGCAUCGCCAACAACGUCUGCUGCCCGAGCUGGACCGAUUGCACCGCCCAGAUCGAGGACCCGCCCGUGUGCGCCGACGCCCAGUGGGCCCUGUACAACUACAGCGGGUAUUUCUGCUGCGAGGGCGAUACCCAGGGGUUCGGGGUGAAGGAGGAGACGUGGGUCGGGUGUGCGCCGGCGGGGUUUCAGGGGGAUGCGUCGUUUUCGGCGUUGAAUGUCAUUGCGCAAGGAACUGCAACGACGACUGGAACGAGCGGGGCGGCGGUAUCUUCGACGACGACGACGAUGACGACAACGAUUGCAUCGACUGCACAUUCACACGGGGUCAAUAAAGGGGCGGUUGCCGGGGGCGUGGUUGGAGGGGUGCUAGGUGUCGCUGCGUUGGCGGUCGCCAUCUGGCUGCUGAUGCGACGCCGGAAGAAGACGCAGUCCCCCGGGUACCAGCCGGGUGUGUCGUCGCAGCCGCAGAAUGCAGGGUAUAUGUAUGAGGCUACCGGGGAAUCGAGGCUGGGCGAGCUGCAUAGUGAGCCCACGCGGAUUGAGCUGGUGGGCCACAAAGAUCAGUUGAGGCAUGAGUUGCCUUGA
This is a messenger RNA of Aspergillus aculeatus ATCC 16872, 729 nucleotides long. RefSeq lists its product as uncharacterized. The coding region runs from base 1 to 729 and encodes 242 amino acids. The record is from RefSeq and is a predicted model, not a curated record. The transcript has 2 exons. Lineage: Eukaryota; Fungi; Ascomycota; Eurotiomycetes; Eurotiales; Aspergillaceae.